ACGCACCAAGCCAAACGUGUUGGUCACAGAAAUUUUGUACAACGCUCUUUCAUUUUUUUUUGGUAUAGCUGGCAGUUCUGAAAACUAUUUGACGGAAAAAAAAUGUCACCGGAAAAUGAUGCCGCCGGCUUGAAUUUCGAGGCUACCGAGUUGACUUUGGGGUUGCCUGGAAAGUCUAAGGUAACAUCAGAUGGUGAAGCUAAGUCGGGCACCAAACGUGGAUUUCUGGAAACCGUUGAUCUAAACCUCGGUGACAAAAAGUGUGGUCAGUCCCAGACUGAUGUUCAAGAAGCCGCUAAGUCUUCUCCUGUUUCAAAGGCACAAGUGGUGGGUUGGCCGCCGGUGAGAGCGUUGAGAAAGAAUGCAAUGAAGAGUUGCAAAUAUGUGAAGGUGGCAGUCGAUGGAGCUCCAUAUUUAAGGAAAGUUGAUCUUGAGAUGUACAAUAGCUAUCAGCAGCUGCUAAGUUCCCUUGAAGACAUGUUCUCAUGUUUCACCAUAAGGAACUGUUUGAAUGAGAAGAAAAUAGUAGACCAAGUGAAUGGACUUGAGUAUGUGCCGACAUACGAGGACAAGGAUGGAGACUGGAUGUUGGUUGGAGAUGUACCAUGGCAAAUGUUUGUUGACUCAUGCAAACGCCUAAGGCUGAUGAAAAGCUCAGAGGCAAUUGGAUUAGCACCAAGGACACCUCCAAAAUGCUCAAGCACAACUUAAAAGGAGCCUUUAAUUAAAGAAGCGUCCAAGAAAGGAAUGAUAAUUGCUGUACAGAGGCUUUUGUUUUGUAUCACCUUUUUUACCAUGGAUCACAAUGGGCAGAGUUUUUGAUUAGAUGUAGGAAGUCAAAUGAAAAACUGAUAAUCAUAAUAAUAAAUAAGAGAGACAUGCCUAUAAUCUCCUGUAUGUUGCAUUCAAGUCCUAGUGCAAUUGAUGUUGUGGGCUUUUUUCUCUACAUAGUCAGGGUUAUCAUUCUUUUUC
This is a messenger RNA of Theobroma cacao (cacao), 972 nucleotides long. It is a transcript of the gene IAA15, whose product is annotated as indole-3-acetic acid inducible 15. NCBI's taxonomy places the organism in Eukaryota, Viridiplantae, Streptophyta, Magnoliopsida, Malvales, Malvaceae. Gene Ontology annotation, biological process: regulation of DNA-templated transcription. Gene Ontology annotation, cellular component: nucleus. The record is from RefSeq and is a predicted model, not a curated record.